This is a messenger RNA of Penicillium concentricum, 309 nucleotides long. RefSeq lists its product as uncharacterized. Bases 1 to 309 code for a protein of 102 amino acids. The transcript has a single exon. NCBI's taxonomy places the organism in Eukaryota, Fungi, Ascomycota, Eurotiomycetes, Eurotiales, Aspergillaceae. The record is from RefSeq and is a predicted model, not a curated record.
AUGGAAUUCUCAGAUUUUCCACUCGAGAUAGUUUAUCUCAUCGCCGAUAGCUUGGAACUAGACAGCGAGAUCAGCGCUCUCUCACGAACAACCCGCCGACUGUACAACUCAUUGGACAGCUACCUAUACCAGCAUAAUGUUAGACGUUACAACAGUUGUGCCCUUGAAUGGGCAGCUCUCCACGGCCGUGCGUCCGUUACUCACAAACUACUCAAAGCCGGAGCCCCACCUUUCGCUACAGUUUACGAGAACAUGCAGCCGAUUUGGCGUCUGCUUAUGGGCACGUGGAUGCAGAUGCUGUCUAGAUAA